Messenger RNA from Chironomus riparius, 904 nucleotides. NCBI's taxonomy places the organism in Eukaryota, Metazoa, Arthropoda, Insecta, Diptera, Chironomidae. The record is from the annotation of a GenBank genome assembly.
GUUCAUUCGAGCAACAUUAAAAAAAAAUAUUAAAUAAAAAAUUUGAAAAAAAAUUCUUUAAUUUAAAAUGGCAACAAAAUUCAUUAUUUUCGCUACAUUAGCUGUGUCAGGUGUUUUGGCAUUCCCAGGAUAUAAUCCUCAUGCUGUUGACUACUAUGAUCAUCCAAGAUACUCAUUCAACUAUGGAGUCACAGAUCAUCAAACAGGAGACAUCAAGCACCAAAGUGAAGUUCGUGAUGGAGGUGUUGUAAAGGGACAAUACUCACUCGUCGAACCUGAUGGUUCAAUCAGAACUGUUGACUACACAGCCGAUGACAUCAACGGAUUCAACGCCGUCGUCACAAAGACAGGUCCAACAGUCCAUGCCACCAAAGUUGUUGCUCCAGUUCACGCAGUAGCUCCAGUUGUUCACAAACAACUCAUUGCUCCAGUUCCAGCACCAGUCAUCUAUAAAUCAGCACCACUUGUUGCCAAAACAGCUCAUUAUGCUCAUCACGCACCAGCAUUGAACCACUACGAUUAUUCAGAUUAUGGACAAUAUGAUGCAGGACAUUAUGACAAUAGACACUACGACAACGGUCACUACGACAAUGGACAAUAUGAUGCUGGACAUUAUGAAAAUGGUCACUACUAUUAAAUUGACACCUGAAGAUGACUAAGCUGAUUAUUGCUACUUCUACUCUCACCCCAACUGUGUACAUAAAAAAAACAUGUGGCAUCAUUUUUUUGUUUCUCUCAUCAAACUUAUCAUCAUUACUUUUAAUUUAAUAAUAUUAUUUUAUGUCAAAUUUUUGUACGAAUUAAGCAUGUGAACAGCACAUUGAUUGUGUAAAGAAAGCAAAACAAAAGCAAAAUUGUUAUAAAUAAAGAUGAAAUGAAGAAGAAAAAAAAAUAAUGUUUUGAG